AUGAAAGGCAAAGGAAAGGGCACCGGCAGCAAAGGCGUGCUGUCCGGAGGCAAGGGUGGCAAGCCAAAGGGAGUCAGGGGUGCCGGGCCCAGUCGUGCAGAUGGCAAAGGAGAAAGGAACAUUCAGAACAAUGCACAGAUCCUAAACUUGCCAGCAGACUUGGUGGCAAGACUUAAGGACAUCAGCCAGACUCAUCCCGAUCGUGACAGACGAGCUUUUUUCAGCACCGAGCUAUGCGGCAUUACGGCUGACCUUGCUGCAAACACAGAGCUGAGCCAGGGGGCAGUUGGGCAAGCCUUCAGGAUCCGUCUGGAAUGCAAGACCAGGGUGGAGUCCAUCUUGUCCACCCUUAGUGGCAAGUCUGUGAAGAACCAGCCCGGCUAUGUAGCAUGCACUCAGCUGCAGCCACAUUCAGAGCCCUUCACGGCUUUGGAGUCUAUCUGCUUGGUCAUCUACAGGCCGAAGACAGCCGACAUCCUCUUGGUGCCUGAGUGGACCAAGGCGGCACAUUUGUUCCGAAGUCGUUUGGACGACUUCGUCGUGGAUGCAGGCUACGUACUGCAAGAUCGUUUCGGCGUCAGUCGCAAGACUCUUCGACGUCUGUGUGCUGAAGAAGUGAUGCAGGGCAUCAGGCUCCAGGACUUUUCAGAUGAAGAAGUGCACAUCUUGGCCGGCCUCACAUCACCGGAGAACUAUGAGGCCUGGACGGGUCGAGCGCUCUUCUCGGCUAGGCACCAGGUGGACUUUCAGCGCCUCGCUCGGCUCGAGGUUGUACAGAAUCUGAUCCAGGGUUUCAAGGACGAGGCCUCUAGGAGAGGGCUGGGAGAGACAUGCCCGUCUCCAAACUUGUGGUUGCCAUCGGAUUCACAUGCUGCUCAACGGAUUGCUGGACGUGACUUCGAGCGACGGGUGGACGUGGAGUCAACCAUAAGAAACUGCCUUUUCAAGUGGUUACUGGCACGGUUGUGUGCUCUCAGGUGGCUGAUAGUGCAGAAGGUGUGGCUACCGCCAGCUUCGACGGCCACUGGACGAAGAAGCUGUUGUCGGUGUGUGUACCGGAGUCCAUGA
Messenger RNA from Symbiodinium necroappetens, 1068 nucleotides. The record is from the annotation of a GenBank genome assembly. NCBI's taxonomy places the organism in Eukaryota, Dinophyceae, Suessiales, Symbiodiniaceae.